AUGGAGCAGGAAAAUGGGGUUCCAAUUACUGAAUAUGAAGUAAAGGAUAUCAGAGAUUGCUUUCAUGAAUUGGGGCUAUCAGAUCUGAGGUCAUCUGGAUGUUUUUUAAUGUGGACAAAUGGGAAGAUCUGGUGCAAACUUGAUAGAGUAGUGGUGAAUCACUAUUGGCAUCAAGCUGGGUAUAAUGCACAGAAUUUUUUGAGUUUAGUUAAGGAGUGCUGGGAUAUUAAUAUUCGAGGAACUGAGAAAUACUAUUUUUUGAAGAGACUUCAAGCCCUUAAAAGACCUCUGAGGAUGCUGAAUGAUUUACACUACUCUCACAUAUCUACAAGAGCUGAAAAGGCUAACUCUGAGUUGUUGGAAUUGCAGCAGUUGUUACAUGACUCCCCUUUGGAUAAUGAAUUACAAAUGAAGAUGGUUGAUAAGAGAGCAGAAGCAAACAGACUGGCGGAAUCCAAUAGAUUGUUUAUGACACAGAUUGCCAAAUUUAAGUGUCUCAAGGAAUGUGAUAGAAACUCCUCUUUUUUCCAUGCGUUAAUGAGGAGUAAGAUUAAUAAAAAUCACAUUUCCUCAAUUAUCAUGGAAAAUGGCAACCAAGCCCAAUCGAUCUCUCAAGUAGUUGAAGAAUUUUUGAGAUUUUAUAAUCAGCUAUUGGGUGUUGAGUGCUCGGUAGAUAUGGUGGAUAGAGGUGACUAUUGCUCAGUAAAUCUGAUUAUGGAGUGCCUUACUAAAUUCACUGAUUCCUCGGGUUUGGCUUCCAACUGCUCAAAAUCCAACUUGUUUCAUGUUGGCGUAAAGGAUUAUGACUUGGAUGGUAUGAAGCAUAUUACUGGUUUUAAUGUUGGAGAAUUUCCUUUUCGGUAUCUUGGAAAUCCUCUUGCGGCUUCAUGGUUGAAUGCUAUGCACUAUUCCCCUCUUGUUGAUAGAAUUGCAAAAUUGUUUGCUGGGUGGCCUGGUCAUACCCUUUCCUAUGCUGGAAAAUUGGAGCUAAUCAAUUCUGUCAUUCAAGGGGUGGAGUGUUUUUGGCUUGCUAUUUUCCCUAUUCCAAAUAAUGUUCUUGAUCAUGUUAUGAAACCUCUGCAGGACCUUUCUUUGGGGAGGAAGGAAGAAGCCACUUGUAUCUUGGAAGGAGAUUUGUUUACCCAAAACUGA
Messenger RNA from Malania oleifera, 1152 nucleotides. RefSeq lists its product as uncharacterized. NCBI's taxonomy places the organism in Eukaryota, Viridiplantae, Streptophyta, Magnoliopsida, Santalales, Ximeniaceae. Bases 1 to 1152 code for a protein of 383 amino acids. The transcript is spliced from 4 exons. The record is from RefSeq and is a predicted model, not a curated record.